This is a messenger RNA of Oryza sativa Japonica Group (Japanese rice), 3079 nucleotides long. Its product is annotated as cysteine-rich receptor-like protein kinase 6. NCBI's taxonomy places the organism in Eukaryota, Viridiplantae, Streptophyta, Magnoliopsida, Poales, Poaceae. Gene Ontology annotation, molecular function: protein serine/threonine kinase activity; ATP binding. The record is from RefSeq and is a predicted model, not a curated record. Gene Ontology annotation, biological process: protein phosphorylation. Gene Ontology annotation, cellular component: plasma membrane.
CAGUCACAGCCCGCACCCGGUCAAACGAAGCGACAGUACUUAGCUUGACGGAGAGCAUCUCCGCAGUCCGCAGCCAUGGCCACCUUUGCGCGCCACCGCGUCCUCCUCUGCCGCCUCGCCGCGGCGCUCCUCCUCGCUCCGGUGGCGGCGGCCCAGCCGUGGCAGUUCUGCGGGCAGGGCGGCAACUACUCGGCGAACGGCACCUACCAGUCCAACCUCGCCGGGCUCUCCGCCACCCUCCCCAAGAACGCCUCCGCGUCCCGGACGCUCUUCGCCAAGGACAGCCUCGGCGCCGUCCCGGACAUCGUCUACGCGCUCGCGCUCUGCCGCGGCGACGUCGCCAACGCCACCGCCUGCGAGUCCUGCGUCGCCACGGCGUUCCAGGACGCGCAGCAGCUGUGCCCCUACGACAAGGACGCGUUCAUCGUCUACGACCUCUGCUACCUCGCCUUCUCCAACAGGAACAUCCUCGCCGCCGCCGCCGACGACGACGGGAGCCCCAGGUUCCUGAUGAACACGCAGAACGCGAGCGCGCCGGCGGAGGUGUUCGACGCCGCCGUCGCCACCCUCCUCAACGCCACCAGCAGCUACGCGGCGGAGAACUCGUCCAGGCGGUUCGCCACGGGGGAGGAGGCCUUCGAUGCCGCCGCCGCUACUCCGACCAUCUACGGGCUGUCCCAGUGCACGCCGGACAUGUCGCCGGACGACUGCCGGAGCUGCCUCGGGCGCAUAAUCGCGCUGAUCCCUCGGUACCUCAGCCGGAGGAAGGGCGGGAGGGCUAUCGGGAUGCGCUGCAAUUUCAGGUACGAGGUGGGUCCUUUCUUCGCCGGAGGCUCGAUGCUGCGGCUCCCGGCGCCGGCGAACUCGACGCCGACGGCGCCAACCGGAGGAAGAAAGAAAAAUAAAAGUGGCACAGCUCUAGCCAUUGCAUUGCCCCUAGUUGUUAUAUUGUUGGCUACGGUUGUCAUUUGUCUUUCUGUUCAGAGGUGGAGAAAAAGAUCAAGGUCAAAACAGCAAUCUUCAUAUUCAAUUCAAAUGGCGGAGGACAUUGAAAGCACGGAUUCACUUUUUAUCGAUCUAUCAACACUGCGUGCUGCAACGGGUAACUUUUCUGAGAGCAAUAGGAUUGGUGAAGGAGGAUUUGGUUCAGUUUAUAAGGGCGUCCUUCCUAGUGGUGAAGAGAUAGCUGUAAAGAGGCUCUCUAUGAGUUCAGGACAAGGAAUAGAAGAGCUAAAAAAUGAGCUUGUUUUGGUUGCUAAACUUCAGCAGAAGAAUCUUGUUAGGCUUGUUGGUGUCUGCUUGCAAGAACAUGAGAAAUUGCUUGUGUAUGAAUACAUGCCCAAUAGAAGUAUCGACACCAUUCUAUUUGAUCUUGAGAAAAGGAAGGAGUUAGACUGGGGAAAAAGAUUUAGGAUAAUAAAUGGAAUUGCUCGCGCAUUACAGUAUCUUCAUGAAGAUUCUCAACUGAGAAUAAUUCACCGAGACCUCAAAGCAAGCAAUGUUUUAUUAGACUCCGAUUAUAACCCUAAGAUUUCAGACUUUGGCUUGGCAAGACUAUUUGAGGGUGAUCAAACAAGGGAAGUCACAAGCCGUGUGGUAGGAACAUAUGGAUAUAUGGCACCAGAGUACGCGAUGCGUGGCCACUAUUCUGUAAAAUCAGACGUCUUUAGCUUUGGCAUAUUGAUGAUAGAAAUUGUGACAGGAAGAAGAAGCAGUGGUUCAUAUAGCUUUGAUCAAUCAUAUGAUCUCCUAAGCCGUGUAUGGGAGCACUGGACCAUGGGAACAAUUUUGGAGAUGAUGGAUCCCUCUCUUACAAGCCAUGCUCCUCGAGACCAGAUGCUCAAGUGUAUUCACAUUGGGCUACUGUGUGUUCAAGAUAACCCAGCAGAUCGACCUAUGAUGUCAACAGUGAAUAUCAUGCUUAGCAGCAACACAGUGUCUCUUCAAUCCCCAUCCAAGCCAUCAUUUUUCAUUCCCAAGAGUGGUACAGACUCAAAUAUAUACUCGGAAUCAUACCCACAAACUUCCCAACCGACCCAUAGGUCUGGGAUGAUGUCAGUUAAUGAUGUGUCUGUUACAGAGCUUGAACCAAGAUAAAUAAAUCAAUUUUCUGAAUGAAAGAUAGGAAAAUCAAUUGCAAGGACAAUCAGAUUGCUAUCUGUCAAACUUACAGGGAGAAAGCCUUCGAUAAUUUGUAUUACUGAAUUCUGAAUGCAUUUCUCCAUUGAUUGAGUCAAUAUAUUAUGUUUUAGUUUAUUCGUUAAUUGUUAGUACACGUCACAUUUGUUUACGAUUUGGAAAAGGGCUAUUCAUCAAGUGACAGAAAUUUCAAUGCCUCCCACUUUUCUUAUCCUUUGGAUGAGAUCUAACUAUGCUCAUCAUUCCCACAACUUUUCUCAUUGUUUCUUUUUAUACAGGUUGAACAAAUUAAUCUAACCAUACAAUAAAUUUCAAAAUGACGAACCUAUACAAAAAUGUAAAUACAGAAUACUGAGGUAACGUAAACCCAAGUACAUAAACAAAAUUGCAGUGAAGUUUAACUAAAAUUAGCCUUGCAAUUUUUGGUGACUACAAGAUAAUAAAACUUCAAGCAACCAAAAUUUAGCAAAACCUUGUCAACAAAAACUUUACCCUUUUCUCCAUGCGCUUCUAUUAAAAAGAGCAAUUUUACAGUGCUUGAGGAGGUUCCAUGAGUUACCAAAAAUUUAAUGUAAAAUUUGGUACCUCAUAUUACCUAGGUAACAAAUUUACAAUAGAAAAAGUAAAACCUCAUGUAAUCUCUUCAAGGACCGUAAAAUUACUCUCUAUUACAAAAGUUUACAAAUAUUUUGAAAUCACUGGUUUGUAGCACAGGAACUCAGGCUCCAUGGAGCCACUGAACCACAAGUUUUCAGUAUAUUUUGCUGUCUUUGAUUCUUUUGGUAAUCAGUCUGGUACAUUGCGUUAUAUACUUAUGAAAGCCUAACCUAACCUGGCAAAGAAUGCUUCAGCGGAAUGGCAGAUCCCACACAGCGAGCACAGUUUCACCGUUGCACACUUCUACAGUUACUUGCCUUGCACCGACGCCGCCGUCGACGUA